Messenger RNA from Capsicum annuum, 1771 nucleotides. RefSeq names its product short-chain dehydrogenase TIC 32, chloroplastic. The transcript has 8 exons. The record is from RefSeq and is a predicted model, not a curated record. Bases 737 to 1540 code for a protein of 267 amino acids. NCBI's taxonomy places the organism in Eukaryota, Viridiplantae, Streptophyta, Magnoliopsida, Solanales, Solanaceae.
CCUCACUGCAGCACAACAAUCCACACUCCACACAAUCCUCACAACACACACCGCUGCCAUACAAAAUUCCACUCUACCCACAACAACACACAAGAUACGCACACGCACACACCCCAAUUUCCAUAUACACACGUACUGACCGAACUGACACCUUCCACCGUCUUCUCCACACUUUACACACACUAGAGCACACAUACGGAAAGAGGUGACAGAGUGAGGAAGAACCAGCGAGAGAGAGUGAUUGGGGAAAGAGAAAUGCGAGAAGAAGGGAGAUCGAGAGAGAGGGGGAAAGAACGGACGGCGCGUAAAUAUUUUUUUGGCGAGCUCUCGUUGGAAAUCCACCGGACUUACCAUCAAAACACACCUACUGUCACUGUUCCGGCAAUUUCUUCCCAGGAGCAUCGCCGGAAUCGGUAUUCUCCAUCGAAACCGACCACCCGCGGGCCGAAAAGUUCCCAAAUCCUCCUCCGUUUCAAUUGCUCCGGCAAAAUCUUACCGGGAAACAACAUAUUAUUGGCCGGAAACCCAUUUUCAGUGAAAUCCAUCAUUGGUUGUUCGAAAUAAAAUCGUCAAAUUAAGAAAUAAUGGGGAAUCUGGGUUUUCUUCUACUUCCACAGCUGAAGAAGUAACCCAUGGAAUCGACGGCUCCAGUCUCACUGCCAUUGUUACAGGAGCAUCAAGUGGUAUUGGUGCUGAAACUAGCCGUGUUCUUGCUCUGCGUGGAGGUCAUGUUAUCAUGGCUGUCAGGAAUAUAGCUGCCGGAAACGGUGUUAAAGAAGCAAUAGUAAAGGAAGUCCCAGCUGCUAAAGUUGAUAUAAUGGAGUUAGAUCUUAGUUCAUUGGCAUCAGUAAGGAAAUGUGCAGCUGACUUAAUAUCAUCGGGUCACUCUUUGAACAUGCUAAUUAAUAAUGCAGGAGUGGUGGGAAUUCCCUUUAUGCUUUCCAAAGACAACAUAGAGCUGCAAUUUGCCACAAAUCAUCUAGGUCAUUUUCUUUUGACAAAUUUGUUGUUGAACAAGAUGGAGGAGACAACACGUAAAACAAAGAGAGAGGGAAGGAUUGUCAAUGUUUCUUCAGUGGGUUACUGUAUAUUCACAUAUCGUGAGGGAAUUCGCUUUGACAGAAUUAGUGAUCCCAAAAGCUACAGCAGUUUUUGGGCAUACGGACAAUCAAAGCUGGCCAACAUACUGCACACUUAUGAGCUUACAAGACGCUUAAAGGAAGAAGGAGUGGAAAUAACAGCAAAUUCACUUCAUCCCGGAGUAAUCACGACCAAUAUGUUCCGUCAUCUGGGCAUUUUUGACGGUUUUGUAAGCAAGUUUGGAAAGUUCAUUUUUAAAAACGUUCAGCAGGUAAUGUUCCACCUUGAGCAUUUAUUAGAUUUGCAGUACCUACAUAUUCUUACGCACAUUUAUAGAAUUUUUGACACCUUCCAGAGCAAGUUUUUGGAUUUGUUUUUCCUUUUCCAUCUUCUCUGUAUAGGGAGCAUCAACCACCUGCUAUGUUGCAUUGCAUCCUCAAUUGAGGGGGGUAAGUGGUGAAUAUUUUUCGGACAACAAUUUGGCGACGAUGACUGCAUUGGCUAAAGAUGCGGAUUUAGCUAAAAGGCUCUGGGAUUUUAGUAUGGAUCUGGUCAAGUAAUAUGUUGUACCAGGAAAAUAGAAAAUAGACCCGUAAGCACGUGCUGCUACUUUAUUUUCAGUUCCAAAUUUGCGAUAAAUUGAAUCAUGUGUACACUUAAUUAUUUAAGCAAAUCUGUUAAAAGCAUUCAA